This is a messenger RNA of Plasmodium falciparum 3D7, 6543 nucleotides long. RefSeq names its product putative nuclear export mediator factor NEMF (gene NEMF). The record is from RefSeq and is a predicted model, not a curated record. Lineage: Eukaryota; Apicomplexa; Aconoidasida; Haemosporida; Plasmodiidae. Gene Ontology annotation, cellular component: cytoplasm.
AUGGCAAAACAAAGAUUAACAGCACUCGACAUACGUGCCAUUGUUACAUUAUGUAAAAAGAAUAUCGUCGGAUGUAUUGUAACAAAUAUUUACAAUAUUUCUAAUAAGAUAUAUGUGAUAAAAUGUUCAAGGAAAGAACAAAAACUUUUUUUCCUGGUUGAAGCAGAAAAGAGAAUACAUAUAACGGAAUGGAAAAGAGAAAAGGAUGUGAUGCCUUCAUCAUUUACUAUGAAAUUAAGAAAACAUUUACGUUCACGUAAAAUUUCGAAUAUUAAACAAUUAGGAGCUGAUCGAGUUAUUGAUAUACAAUUUGGAUAUGAUGAAAAGGCAAGUCAUUUAAUUGUAGAAUUAUAUAUUGCAGGAAAUAUAAUAUUAACUGAUGAGAAUUAUAAGAUCCUGAGUAUUUUAAAGAGUAAUGAUACUGUUAUGGGCAAAAAAUAUAAUGUGAAUGAUAUAUAUAAUGUGGAAGAACACAUGUCUGUUUUAUUAUAUAAGAAUUUGAAAGGACCAGAUGAUAAGGAAUAUUUAAAAAAAUGUAUAAUGGAAAUAUUGUUAUAUUAUAAUAAUAUUAAUAUGGAUACAUUAAUUUUGAAAGAUGGUGAUGAAAUAUCUAAUAAUAUAAAUAACGUUUCUAAUGUUCACCCGAAUGGUAUAUUAAAUAAUGGAGAUAUUGAAGAAUAUAAUAAAUUGUGUUUGAAAAAUAGUGGUACUGUACCAAAGAAGAAUGGUAAUAAUAAUGAUAAUAAAAUGUUAGGCACAAAGGGGAAAGAGAAAUGUAAAAAUGAAAAUAAUAAAAAUAAUGAAAGUAAUAAAAAUAAUGAAAGUAAUAAAAAUAAUGAAAGUAAUAAAAGUAAUAAAAAUAAUAAAAGUAAUAAAAAUAAUAAAAGUAAUAAAAAUAAUAAAAGUAAAAACAAUAAUGAUAAGGUUGAAAAUGCUAAUUGCAGUGAUAAUGAAAAAAUGAAGAAGGUAAAAAAAUUAAAAACAUUAUGUGAUUUAGCUUCUAAAUUAAUAUUAUUCGCGCAUAACGAUUUAAUAAUACAUUCCUUUUUGGAGUGUGAGGUAAAUCCUUUAGAUUUAUUAGAAAACUAUGAUAUAAAUAGAUUAUGUGAAAUAUUUUGUCAUGUAAUAGAGGAGUGCUUAUCAAUAUUAAAUAAGUUAAGUGAUGAAACGUGUACGAUAAAGGGAUAUGGUUUUUAUAAUAUAGAAAAUGACACUAAUAAAAAGAUUAAUAAUAAUAAUAAUAAUAAUAAUAUGUGUAAUAUGAAUAAAAAGGAUCAAGAUAAUGAUAAAAAAGAAGAAUAUAAUUUCACGGAGUUCUCUCCAAUUAUUCUUAAGAAUCAUGAAAUGAAAUUAAAUGAGGGCAAAAUAAAAUAUAUAUCAUUUGAUGAUUAUAAUUUAUGUGUGGAUACAUAUUUCAGUAAAUUGGAAUUAUCAAAAUAUGAUAAGCAGCAAGAAAUAACUAAGAGUAAAAAUGCAAUAACAAAGGUAGAUAAGAUAAAAUUAGAUCAUGAAAGGAGAAUUGAACAAUUAGAAAAAGAAGUAUUAUUAUUAAAAAAGAAAAUAACUUUAAUACAAUUAAAUGAUGUAUUAAUCGAAGAAGGAAUUAAAUUAAUGCGUUCAGCACUUUCUACAAGUGCAAAUUGGGAAAAAAUAUGGGAGCAUAUAAAAAUAUUUAAGAAGCAAGAACAUCCAAUAGCAGUGCGUAUAAAAUCGGUGAAUUUUAAGAAUUGUGAAAUGGAUUAUUUAUUAAGUGACUGUGAUGAUAGGAAAGGUAAUAAAAUGGGUGAUGAUGGUGAUGAUAACGAUGAUGAUGAUGAUGGUGAUGAUGAUAACAAUAAUAACAAUAAAUCAUGUGUGAAACCUAAAACGUUUGCUGUUACCAUUAAUUUAAACAACUCCGUUUAUGGAAAUAUCGAAGAUUAUCAACGAUUAAGAAAAAAGGCAGAAGAAAAAAUUAGGAAGACAAAAAUGGCUACCGAUUUUGCUGUUAAAAAAGUUGAAAAGAAAAAGAAAAACAAAGAUAAUAAUAAACAAAAAGGAAAAGCCAAAUCAAGUGUUGGUCAAAUUCAAAAGUUAAGAAAAGUGUAUUGGUUUGAAAAAUUUCAUUGGUUUAUAUCUUCUGAAAAUUAUUUAGUGAUUGCUGGAAGAGAUGCUUUACAAAAUGAAAUAUUAUUUAGAAGAUAUUUUCAGAAGAAUGAUAUUUAUGUACAUGCAGAUAUACACGGUGCAGCAUCUUGUAUUAUUAAAAACCCUUAUAAGGAUACACCUAUUCCUGACAAGACUCUUUCUGAAGCUGGUCAGUUGGCUAUUUGUCGAAGUUCUGCUUGGAACAACAAAAUAAUUACCUCUGCCUGGUGGGUAUAUUACAAUCAGGUGAGUAAGUCGGCUCCUAGUGGUGAAUAUUUAAAAACGGGUUCUUUUGUAAUAAGAGGGAAGAAGAAUUAUUUGCCUCAUGUAAAAUUGGAAAUGGGCUUUUGUGUUCUUUUUCAAAUUGAAAAGAAUGAAGACUUGAAUGUGGAAAACCUUCCUUUGGAGGAGAAUACUAUAGAUAUUGAUGAUAUAAAAAGGGAGGAUGACAAAGGUGAUGACAUGGCACAUAAUAAUAUGAUAAAUGGGUUAGAUAAUAAUGUAUGUGAUAAUAUUCCUGCUAAUAAUGAUAAGAACCAUGUGGAUAAUAAGAAUAAUGUUCAUAAUUAUGUGAAUUAUUUAAACAACAUUUCAGUUCAUUAUACAAAUGAAGAGCAUGGUAUUGGAAUUACUGAAGAGAAAAUAAAAGAAAAUGAUUCUGUAAAAUAUUUGGUACCAAACAAAUUUAAUAACAUUUAUAUCUUGGAAAAAAAUAAUAUGUUGAAUGUUUCUGUUAUAAAAGGAACGAACGAGAAUGAAAAGAAUAAAAGCAGAGAUAUGUAUAUAAAAAUAUUGUAUAAUAUAUUAAGUGAUGAUAUAUUUAAGACAGAUUUUUUCCAUAAAUCUGUUUUGGCUUGGUAUAAUAUAAAAUCAAAGAGUUAUAUAUUAAAAAGAAAGAAAAAUGGAAAUGCAUUUAAUAAAUAUAUAUACUACUUAACAAGAAAUAAGAAAGAUAUAUAUAAUAUGAUUUGUAUUUUAUAUCCUUUAGUAAUAUAUAAUAUAUUAAGAAAAAUGAAUAAUCCUACUUAUAUUUAUAAAAGUAAAUAUGUUAGUAAUAUAUAUGUUAACAAAUUUUAUCAUACGUUUUGUAAAAUAAUAAAAUAUUUUUUCCACAUUUAUAAUAUAUUAAUUAGAAAAGGUGAUAGAUGUUUCAAAAGGGAAAGUUUUUUUUUUGAAAUAUAUAAAUAUAAGAAUUAUAUAAUAAAUGUAUUUUUUAAAGGAUUAAGGGGUAAAAGAAUAUUGGUUGAUAGUAUAUAUAAUUUUCUUAUUUUUCUGGAUAGCACAUUGUAUGAAAGAUGCAAAUCGUCGCAGGUUGUAAGUAAUAUAUUUUCUUUGUCAUGUUAUAAUAAAGAUGUAGAAAAGGAUAAUUGUGGAAAUGUAUAUAAAAAUAUGUAUAUGGAGAAGAGUAUAGAUUUUGUAAAUAAGAAGAUGUUAAAUUAUAUAAUAAAUUAUAAGGAGAAUUCUAAUAUCGAGAAUUACGAUUAUGAUAUUAAUUUUUCUAAGGAAAAGGCUUUGUUUGUUGCAUGCGAGGUUUAUGGUAGGCCCGUAACGUUUAAAGAGGACAGUGAUGAAGAAAUAGUUUGUUCGGAGAAAAAGAAUGGAAAUACAACAAAUGAGGAAGAUGUUAAUUCUUUAUGUAGUAGUAAUUAUAGUGAAAUUAGUGAUACUAAUAAAGGAAAUAAGAAACUGAAAAAGAAGAAUGUAACAUUUUUAUGUGAUGAUGAUGAGGAUAAGAGGGAUGUGUCGAGGGUUUCGAGACCAAGGGAACUUACGGGUUUUAUAAAAACGGAUGUUAAUAAAUUAUUGAAAGAGAUCGAGAGUGACGAGAACUCGAAUAUUGGGAAUAUAAAUAGUGAUAAUUCGAAUGAGGAGAAUAAAAAGGAGAAGUGUGUAUCAUUUAAAAUCGAAGCAAAUAAUGAUAAUGUGAAUUAUGAUAAUAGGUCAAAUGAUAAUGUAUCUAGACCAUUUCGAUCACGAAAAGGAACUGGUUAUGUGAAAAUGGAUAUGAAUAAGUUGUUAAAGGAAAUGGAAGAAGAUGAGACUAAGGAUGUGAAUGAUGAUGAAAAGAAGAAACAGGUAACUUUUAAAAGGAAGAAUAUAGAUAGUGACGUAGUAAAAAGGACUGUGUCUUUUUCAUCUGAGGAAGAGCAUAUAUGUAUUGAGCAACCUGCUUCAUUGUAUAUGCCAAGACCUGUAAGGACAAGAAAGGCCACAGGUUUUGUUAAAAUGGAUAUGAAGAAAUUGUUAGAUGAAAUAGGAGUUGAUGAUAUGUAUGAAGAAAAAAACGAAGACGUGGAUGUUGAACAAAAUGUAAAAAAUGGUGAAAACAGGUUUGGUGAUAAAGGAAAGAAGGUGACCUUUGAGAGUUACAAGAAUAAUGAUGUUAUAAAAAAGAGUGUAUCUUUUUCAUCGGAAGAGGAAUUUAUACCUGUAGAUGAACCCGUGUCUUUGAAAGUCACUAGACCGGUGAGAUCAAGGAAAGCUACUGGUUUUGUUAAAAUGGAUGUUAGUAAAUUAUUACAACAGAUAGAUUCUGAUGAACGUAAUGAGGAAAUGAAAAGUGAUGAUAAAAAGGAAAAAAAGGUAACCUUCAAAAAUAAGGAUAUAAGUAGCGAAUUAGAAAAGAAAAGUACAACAACGUAUACAUCUGAAGAUGAGUAUAAUAUUUCUUCCAAGAAUUCUGAAUCUUCUCCUAUGGUUCGACCUGUGAGGACAAGAAAACCAACCGGUUUUGUUAAAAUGGAUGUUAGUAAAUUAUUAAGAGAAGUAGAAUAUGAAGAAGAAGGCGAUGAUGGGUCCGGCGUGAGGUUGCAUAAUAAUAUUAGAAGUAACGAUGUAAUUAAGAAAACGGUUUCCUUUUCAUCAGAGGAGGAAUAUAUUCCUGUUUAUCAAUCGGAAGAAAGAGUGAAUAAUGCAAGACCUGUGAGGACGCGUAAGGCUACAGGUUUUGUUCAAGUGGAUAUGAGUAAAUUAUUAAAGGAGGUUGAGCAAGAAUUACAAGAAGAAGAAGAAGAAGAAGAAGGAAAUGAUAAUAAUGAUGAUGAUGAUGAUGAUGCUGUGGAAGGGAAAAAAAAAAAAAAGCGCAGAGAGCAGAUAGAAUAUGAUAUAAAGGGUGAAGAAGAAAAUAAGAAUAAUGAUGAUGAUAAUUUGAGAAAAGAUAAAAAGGUAACGUUUAAUGAUAAAGUAGGUGAGCUAAUGAACAAAAAGAGUGUUUCUUUUUCAUCGGAGGAAGAACAUAUUCCUGUUGAAGGACGUGUGUCGUUAAGUAGGGUGAGGCCCGUGAGAACACGAAAACCUACUGGUUUUGUAAAUGUUGAUGUUAGCAAAUUGCUUAGGGAUAUAGGAAGUAAGGAUUUUAAGGAUGAAGGUGAAGAUGAAAGUGAGGAAAAAAGUGAAAAUGAAAAUGUAGAUAAAAGUGAGGAAGAUGAUAAUGAUGAUGAUGAGGAGGAGGAGAAUACGAGUGAAGGAUAUUCAGGUGAAAAGAAAAAUACAAAUUAUGAUAAUCAUAAUGUUAAUGACAAAGAAGGAUUAAAUAAAUCAGGUGAUGAUAAUUCCUAUGUAGAGGACAUUUAUGGUAAUAAUAAAAAUAACAUGAAAAGAAAUAAAGAAAAUGAUACAUUAAAAAAAAAUGUGUCUUUUGAAUAUAAUGAAAAUGAAAAUAAAAAUGAAAAUAAAAAUGAAAAUAAAAAUGAAAAUAAAAAUGAAAAUAAAAAUGAAAAUAAAAAUGAAAAUAAAAAUGAAAAUAAAAAUGAAAAUAAAAAUGAAAAUAAAAAUGAAAAUAAAAAUGAAAAUAAAAAUGAAAAUGAAAAUGAAAAUAAAAAUAAAAAUAAGAAUAAUGUACAUUUAUUAAGAGGGGCAAGAACGAAGAAAAAGCGUAUGAAGAAAAAAUAUAAGGAGCAAGAGGAUGAUGAGGAAUCAAGGCUAUUGCAUAUGAAAAUAAUUGGCUCCAAAAUGAUGAAACAUGAAAUUGAAAUGCCAAAGAAGAAAGAGGAGGAAUUAAAACCGUUCGAAAUGCAAAAUAAGUAUAAAGGUCCAAAGGAAGUUAUAACAAAUUAUGAAAAAAUAAAUGAAGAUGAUAUGGAUAUAAAAUUAAAUGAAAUACAUAAGUUAACGAAUUCACCAAAUGAAGGAGAUAAUUUGUCUUUUGCUAUUCCUAUGUGUGCCCCAUAUUCAGCCAUACAAACUCAUAAAUAUAAGAUCAAACUUGUCCCAGGAAAUACGAAAAAAGGGAAGGUAGCAGAUUCUUGUAUUUCUUACUUUUUAAAGAAUGCUACAAAUGAAAAGGAGAAGGAAUUAAUUAAAAAUAUAUCGAUGGACGAAUUAGGAAAUUGUAUUAUAGCAAAUUGUACACCAGAUUUAAAGGAAUUAAAAGAAUUAUCUAAAAAUAAUUUUGUACAAAAGGGGAGAAAAAAGUAG